Molecule: messenger RNA, 921 nt
Organism: Symbiodinium sp. CCMP2592
Lineage: Eukaryota; Dinophyceae; Suessiales; Symbiodiniaceae
Source: the annotation of a GenBank genome assembly
AUGAACUUCUCUUCAUACAUCGUCUUGAGCACCCUGGUGGUGGCGGGCGUUGUUGCGCAUGCUUUUGUCGUCCAUGAGCAGUUCUACCCGGCAGUGAUCUACUUGUCCACGGACAAGAUGUGCCUGGCGGUGAUGUACAAUUUUGCGUUCGCGCUCUUCUUGCUGCUGGGAAAGAUUAUCCUAAGAGUCUUCAUCGGCACGUUGCGGGACGUGGAGGUGGAACAGCUGGUCGAUUCAGGAAGGGGCUUUCUGGCAGAUACCAUUCUCUUUCUUGUUUUCUACGCCCCCACGAUCGACAACCGCGAAGUGGGAACUGUCUUCCUGAUUCAAUACAUCUGCUGCGUUAUCUUCAUGAAGGUUUUCCACCUCACGACGCAAAUCCGCGUCUCUCACAUGUUCGAGGUCGGAGUGCCGCGGCUCAUCGUCAACAUCAAGCUGGUCGGACUCAUGGCUUUGCUCCUGGGCUGCGACCUGCUGGCGCUGAGCUACUUCUAUAGCGUGGCGUCCAAGUCCUCCACCUUCUUCACGUGGAUUCUCUUCGAGGCGCUGACGAUGUCCUCUGUCGUGCUGGUCUCCAUGUGCAAGUACUCCAUCCACAUGAUCGAUUUGAGGCUUGAGAAUGGCUGGCCGGCCAAAUCUGUCUGCCUCUUUUAUGUGGACCUAAUCCACGAUGUGGUCUCCAUGACUCUCUUCUUGAUCUUCAUGCUGACCUUCUUCGUGCAGAACCCAUCUCGGCUUCCCAUCUACAUGAUGGCCGACGUGAUCCAGGUGGCUCGGAAGCUGGCGCAGCGCCUCCGCAGUUUCCGCCGGUAUCGGCGGAUUUCGAUGAACAUGGAGCUGUGCUUCCCGGAUGCCACAGAUGCAGAGAUCGAGGAGAACGAGUUCUGCGUCAUCUGCCGCGGUCUCAUGGUCUGCGGAUAG